AUGCCGUUGAGUUCGGAGCGCCCCAAUGUCCGUCUCUCACCCAACCUGGUGCAUCGAGACCAUCAAAUCUUCCACAACGAUGACUCCCGAGAGACCCACGUCGUCGAAAACACCGUCUCGAGUCCGUCAGGAAAUGACGAUGUCGCAGACGAAGGGCGAAAUAACGCCUCGCUUGCUGAAGCUUUGGAAUCCCACAGCCCGUUCAAUCGUCAUCGAGCUUUUUAUGCCGGGGAUCCGCAGGGCGUUGUCCAAUCCGUCAUGGCUAUCUGUGCCGAUCAAGACCCGGAACCGCAAGGGAUCAGACCUGUUGUGCACCAUCAACGCAACGCGCCGAAGCCGAAGAAGGCGUGGCAGACCAACGACCUCAUCUACCUCCAGAGCAAGGGAGUCUUUGACCUACCCUCGGCAGAGGUGUGUGAUGCCCUGGUCCAGAAGUACUUUGAGCACGUCCACCCUCUGCUGCCUGUCAUUGACGCCGGCCACUUCUUGUCUCAAUAUGCCCGCAACGGGGCGACAGCCAUGAAUCUGCUCUUACUGUGGAGUGUUCUCCUUGCUGCUGCAAACUUUGCCACUCCGGAAGAUUUGCAGACGGCGGGUUAUCCUUCAAGGAAAGCGAUGAAGCGUGCACUAUACGCCAGGGCCAAGGCAUUGUACGACAGCGACUACGAGGACGACAAGGUGUGCGUGGUCCAAUCCGUGACGCUGCUGGGCUUCUGGUACUCGGAUCCCGAAGACCGAAGUGGGCCGUGGCACUGGAUGGGCAUCGCCAUCGGUCUUUGUCAAGUCAUGGGACUCUACCGCACGCCGCGGUCGGGCUCACUAAGUCCAUAUGCCACUCUUCGGUCACGUCUUUUCCGCCGGAUCUGGUGGUCGUGCUUCAUGAGAGACCGUUGGCUGUGCCUGGGCCUGGGACGCCCGAUGCGCAUCAACCUCGAGGACUGUCAGGUGCAAAUGCCCGAGCCCGACGACAUCACCAUGGAGCUGGGCGACCUGGACCCGGACGUCGCCGCCAAGUACCUCCCCGCCGCGAUGCCAGAGCACGCGGAAAUCUGGGUGCGGUUGAUCCAUCUGAGUGUGGUCCUGGGUAAGAUCCUCCGGCAAAACACACGACCGCCUUUCGACCAUGAUUGCUUUCGGUCGUGCGAGACCGACUUGGAAAACUGCCGGUCAUCGGCACGAGGUCUGGACCAUCAGAACGAAUUUUCCGUGGCGUCCUUGAACGAGUUCCAGUUUGAACUCCUGAGACAAGCGGUCAUCAUCGUGCUACAUCGGUCGAGGAUCAAUUUCCGAGAUCCGCCCGACAGCGUCAAGACACCUGAACAGGUAGAGUCGCUCCGCAAGGCUCGCUCGGCGGCGGUCCGAAUCAAUCACCUUGUCGAAAUGUUGAUCGAACAGGACAUGGUCCAGUAUUUGAGGCCGAUGAAGUUGAGUCCCUCCAUGAAGAUUGCCACUUCUCUCGUUUUAGAAGCACACGCUUGCUGA
Molecule: messenger RNA, 1482 nt
Organism: Fonsecaea pedrosoi CBS 271.37
Lineage: Eukaryota; Fungi; Ascomycota; Eurotiomycetes; Chaetothyriales; Herpotrichiellaceae
Exons: 5
Coding region: 1-1482 (493 amino acids)
Biological process (GO): DNA-templated transcription
Molecular function (GO): zinc ion binding; DNA binding
Source: RefSeq, a predicted model, not a curated record